UACUCACUCUCUCUCUCUCUCUCGCCCUCACUCACGCUCUCUCUCUUUCUUGCACGUGCUUCACCGGAGUUAUUCUGCACGCAGUAGUCGAGUGUGAGGAGCGUCGAUCUCUCUCUCACACACACUCAUCUCAGUCACAAUCUCUCUCUCUCUCUCUCUCAACUAAAAAGAAGAAGAGGAGCAGCAGCGUCGCUUUUCACCCUUUCCCGCAUCCAUGGCGCUGUGUAACGGCGAUACCAAGCUGGACAUCAGCGGCGAGCCUACAGACGGGUUGCAGGACUACGAUGGGGCCGUGGUGAUCCUGGACGCCGGGGCACAGUAUGGAAAAGUGAUCGACAGGCGAGUGCGAGAGCUGUUAGUGCAGUCGGAGAUCCUGCCGCUCGAGACGCCCGCCUUCGCCAUCAGAGAGCAGGGUUUCAGGGCCAUCAUUAUAUCCGGCGGUCCGAAUUCAGUCUACGCAGAAGAUGCUCCCUGGUUCGACCCCGCCAUAUUCACCAUCGGCAAACCCGUCCUGGGCAUCUGCUACGGCAUGCAGAUGAUGAAUAAGGUGUUCGGCGGCACGGUGCACAGGAAAAGUGUAAGAGAAGAUGGCGUGUUCAGCAUCGGUGUAGACAACUCCUGCUCCCUGUUCAGGGGUCUACAGAAGGAGGAGAUGGUGCUCUUGACUCACGGAGACAGUGUGGAUAAAGUGGCAGACGGCUUCAAAGUCGUCGCUCAGUCUGGCAACAUCAUCGCAGGUAUCGCUAACGAGCAGAAGAAGCUCUACGGGACGCAGUUUCACCCGGAAGUAGAUCUGACGGAGCGGGGCAUGGACAUGCUGCGGAACUUCCUGUUUGAGAUUGCCGACUGCCCUGGAAACUUCACCGUGCAGAACCGGCAGUUGGGCUGCAUAAGUGAGAUACGUGAGAAAGUGGACAAGUCCAAAGUGCUGGUACUGCUAAGCGGCGGUGUGGACUCCACGGUGUGUACAGCCCUGCUGAAUAAAGCUCUUAAUCAGGACCAAGUGAUCGCCGUCCACAUUGACAACGGCUUCAUGAGGAAGAGAGAGAGCCAGAGCGUGGAGGAGGCGCUCACCAAACUGGGCAUUAAACUCAAAGUCGUAAACGCAGCACACACGUUCUACAACGGCACGACGACGCUGCCCAUCUCGGAGGAGGAUCGCACACCCAGGAAACGCAUCAGCAAGACCCUCAACAUGACCACCAACCCCGAGGAGAAAAGAAAGAUCAUCGGAGACACCUUCGUCAAGGUGGCGAACGAGGUGAUCGGUGAGAUGAACCUGAAGCCCGAGGACGUGUACCUGGCGCAGGGCACGCUCAGACCAGACCUGAUCGAGAGCGCGUCUCACCUGGCCAGCGGCAAGGCCGACGUCAUCAAAACCCACCACAACGACACGGAGCUCAUCCGCAAACUACGAGACGAGGGGAAAGUAAUCGAGCCUCUGAAAGAUUUCCACAAAGACGAGGUGCGAGCGUUGGGCCGAGAGCUGGGGCUUCCAGAGGAGAUCGUCUCCAGACACCCGUUUCCCGGUCCGGGUUUGGCCAUCAGAGUCAUCUGCGCCGACGAACCUUACAUCUGCAAAGACUUUGCCGAAACCAACAACAUCCUAAAAAUCAUCACAGACUUCUCUGCCAGCGUUAAAAAGCCACACACACUGCUUCAGAGAGUGAAGUCGUGCAUAUCAGAUGAGGAAGAGGAGAAGCUGAUGCAGAUCACCAGCCUUCAUUCACUAAACGCCUUCCUGCUGCCCAUCAAAACCGUCGGCGUCCAGGGUGACGCACGGUCAUACAGCUACGUGUGUGGGGUGACCAGUAAAGAAGCACCGCACUGGGAAUCCCUCAUGUUCCUGGCCAGACUCAUCCCUCGUAUCUGUCACACCAUCAACAGAGUCGUGUAUGUGUUUGGGUCACACGUAAAGGAACCCCCGACAGACAUCACUCCCACGUUCCUGACCACAGGCGUACUGAGCACGCUCAGACAGGCCGACUUCGUGGCCCACUCCAUCCUCAGGGAGUCGGGUUACUCGAGUAAGAUCAGUCAGAUGCCCGUCAUCCUCGUGCCGCUGCAUUUUGACCGUGACCCGCUGCAAAAGCAGCCUUCAUGCAGACGCUCCGUCGUCAUCAGAACCUUCAUCACCAGCGACUUCAUGACCGGCAUCGCUGCCACACCUGAUAACCACAUCCCAGAGGAGGUGGUGCUGAAGAUGGUGAGCGAAAUCAAGAAGAUCCCGGGCAUCUCCAGAGUCAUGUACGACCUGACGUCCAAACCUCCGGGAACCACCGAGUGGGAGUAGAGACGAGCAAGAGCACUGAACUCUCUGGGCUCUCCUUCACCUCCUCCUUCACCUUUUUUUUUUUUUUUUUUUUUUGGACUUCUUCCUCCCUUUCCUACUCCUUCAUCUUUCCAUGGCUAUGUUUCCACACUCACCAACAAGCUCUCCGCCCUCAGAGAACAGAACACAACAUUCCCUAUGACAGCAGCCAGUACUGUGAUUAACACACACACACACACACACACACACACACACACACACACGAAGCCGCGACUUCACCACAGCCUCAUUUUCUGGGGCUUAUAAUGAAUAAUAUUAAUGUUCUUAUUAAGCUGGUUGUUUGUUCCUUAUUUCAGGAAGUAGUCGUCCGUGGUUGAUGUUUUCUGCACUUAAGGCUUCGAGGCUUGCAGAUGUAACUAGGGAUGCAUCCAAUAAAAUGCGUUAAGUACUUAGCGUUAAGUAAUCGGGCAUCGCGUUCCGUUUUAUUUACCCGUGUCGGCGGUCGUAGAUGCCGCGAGCUGCCACUAACGAACCGCUAACGAAUUUCACACGUGAGACGUUCUGCAGUUUAAAGCGUGUCUUUAACAGAGAACGCGGUCUUAAAGACAACGUUUAAACUUUAAUCCAGUGUUUGUUAGAUAUUUAAUACAUUCUAUAUUUAUCUGUAUUGUAGGAAGAUGCUGGUAUUCGUAUCGGUAUUGAUGCAUCCCUAGAAAUCUCUCACUCUCACUUUCACUCUUUUCCUCACUCACUCUCUCUCUCUCUCUCUCUCUCUCUCUCUCUGUCUCUCACACUUUCUCUCACUCUCUAUCACUCUUACUCACGCUCUCUCUCUCACUCUUUCUCUCACACACUCUCUCUCUCACUCUCUCUCUCUCUCACACUCUCUCUCUCUCUCUCUCUCUCUCUCACACACUCUCUCUCACUCUCACACUUUCUCUCUCACACUCUGUCUCUCUCACUCACACACUCACACUUUCUCUCUCACACUCACUCUUUCUCUCUAUCACUCUCUCUAUCACUCUAUCACACUUUCUCUCUCUCUUUCUCUCUCAUACUCUCUCACACACUCUCUCACACACACUCACUCUCUCUCCCUCUCUCUCUCUCUCUCUCUCUCUCACACACUCUCUCUCUCUCACACACAUACACACACACACACACACCACUAGUACAAGUUUCUCAUCUCUGCUACGUUCAGCUUUAUUCUCCUCCUACUCUUCUGCAUUAAUAACUAACGUGACCAAUUAUCUUUAUUUGCCAAAUGGAGCUGGUUCGAUGUUAAGGGCACUUCCAGAUUUGUGUUUAUUGUUUUGUUUCGUUUUGGAGAUCUGAGAAGCGUGCUGUGAAGAAGCUUUUUCCCGGUGCGGACGAGCUUCCUACACUUUUGUGCCUGGUUAUUUUUGUCCUUUCUUUGUUCGUUUUGUUUUUGUUUUUUUUUUAUUUUUUUUUUUCCUCCUCCCUUCAGGGAUGUGAACAGAACUAACACAUGCUGCAUAUUUUGUUUUUGCAUUUACCUGAGGAAGUAUAUUUUGUGUCUGCCGUGCGAGUGUGUGAGAAGGGGCGCAUCGUUUGCACAUUUAACCAUAAUCUCUCUCUUUCUGUCUGUCUUUUUUUUCUUUCUUUCUUUCUUUAACCCCCAUAAGGCCUUGGUGCUUUGCUUCCUGUGUAGCGUCUCCUGAGGCUGGAUGUAGGAAGCGAUAUCACACGGAUAUUGAAAGGGGCUUAAGCUGUGAUAACAUAACAUCCUGUUAUUCAUUUUUUCUUUUUUUUUUUUCUUUUUUUUAAGUCUAUAGAAAAUGGGCGGGGCUACAGGUUGUUAACUUUUCAUAGAGGUUUGUUUUGGCGCAAAAGCAGAAAUCUAUGCCUGAUGUAGAUAAGAUUUGAAGUGUCGUAACGGUGAAUAACAUGCCUAGCUAUUUAUUGUCUUUGUACGUCUCAUUACACGAUCCUCGUUUCAAUAGAAAGAAGAAAAAAAAAAACAAUGCAAGGUCGGACUGGUUCCUUAUCUUAUCUGCAAACUUUGUUCUUCUCCUCUCUCGUUCUCUGCAUCUCUCUUUCCGUCUCUCGCCUUUUUAUUCGUCUACUCAGAAGAAAAUAGGAUGAAUAUGAAUUUGGAUUCAGUAGUGGGUUCAGCUGCAAUCUGACAUGGUGUUCAGUUCCAUUUAUGCAAUUCUGUUUAAUUUUUUUUUUUUUUUUGUAUAAAAAUGAACAAAAAGCUC
Molecule: messenger RNA, 4494 nt
Organism: Tachysurus vachellii
Lineage: Eukaryota; Metazoa; Chordata; Actinopteri; Siluriformes; Bagridae
Gene: gmps
Product: guanine monophosphate synthase
Exons: 16
Coding region: 215-2293 (692 amino acids)
Biological process (GO): GMP biosynthetic process
Cellular component (GO): cytosol
Molecular function (GO): GMP synthase (glutamine-hydrolyzing) activity; GMP synthase activity; ATP binding
Source: RefSeq, a predicted model, not a curated record